AUGCGGCCACCAAUCAGGGAACCUGUUUUCCUGAAGCUCUCUGGGCUGGGCAGCCACUCACCUUGGUACUUUCUUGAAGACGACGAAAAGGAUCAUUUGAAGGGCACUACAGGCUUUGCACGUGAGGUCAGACCAAAGCUCGACGAGACUGACUGGCAUAUAAUGCGACAAUGGGUAGAUGGAUGCCUUGAACGACAUCAAUCUCAUUGCCCAUGCCGAGAUUCAUUUGACGUGCCCGGAUUCAAGGUCAUUGACUGCAGGACUCGAAAGCUUGUGCCUUGGCACCCAGAGACGAAAUUCGCGGCUCUGAGCUAUGUUUGGGGUUCUCCUGGAACUGCGCCAGACCAAAAAGUAGAAUUCACGCAUAUCGCGCGAGACCGGAAUGUCUUGCCGAAAUUCACAGAAAAUGUUAUCGAAGAUGCACUGGUAUGCGCAUCCAAGCUCAAUAUACCAUAUCUCUGGGUAGACCGAUAUUGCAUCGACCAGGAAGAUACACAUGACAAACGGAAACACGACGAAAAGCAGCGUCUUAUUCAGAGUAUGGACCAAAUCUAUUCCAGCGCCACGGUGACAAUUAUCGCCGCGGCCGGAAUCGACGCAUCCGCCGGGCUUCCAGGUGUUUCAAAAUCUCGGCAUUUCUCACCCCAGAGCAGAAUAGUUCUGGGCAGCCACAAAAUGAUAUCUGUUGUUAACCCUAACGACGAUAUACGCACAAGCAAGUGGGCUACGCGGGGCUGGACUCUACAAGAAGGUUUAUUGGCCCGUCGAAGACUGGUAUUUACUGAUACACGAGUUUUGUUCCAGUGCACUCAAAGUCACUAUAUAGAAGGCCUUUCGGGGGAGUUCGACUCAUGCCAAGAGAAAGACUACGAACUGGAUUUCUAUCCGCGAUUAGCCACACGAGCCUUCCCAAACUCAGUUAUAGGGUCCGAUACGCCAAGUUCCUCUAUCGCAAGCGUUUGCCAUGACUUUACAAGCAGAGACCUUACGAAUGACGAAGAUGCUUUAAAAGCAUGUUUGGGGAUCUUCUCGCGAUUCUGGACGAGCGAAAAGCCAGAAUAUCAAUACUGGGGCUUGCCUUUCAAAGCAAAAUCGAACGAUGCCUUUGUCUUGUCGCUGCUUUGGAAGGUAGACCCUCACCGCUACCAGUACCCCGAAACAUACGGUCUAAUACCAUUCAGGCGUGGCUGUGCUCCUUCUUGGAGCUGGCUCGGUUGGAGGGGGGAAAUGGGCUUCUAUCACAGAUAUCGGCAGGAGGACUGUGCCCAAUCCCAACUAUGCGUCGACAUCAAGAUCCCCAGACAUCAAGAGCAAGCCCUCAUGUCUACUAUUAGUGACUAUAUAGAGCAUAUUGAUGGAGGCGGGCUUUAUCAAGAGUGGCUCCCGUAUCUGAGACUUUCCGGCUGGAUUGCAACCUUGCGCUUCGAGACACAUCGAGGCGAUUUCAAUACUUUCGACGGCUACGUCAAAUGUUAUCUCCCGUUGGGUCAAAGCGAUAUAGGAGAAGGUCAGAUAUUGCCGCCAAUGUGGGCCAAUGUCUUGGAAAACGAGAAGGGAUUCAACCCAUCGAGGUUGCUGGACGUCAUACUGAUCACACACGACGGCGACACAAGUCGCGUCUACUGUUUGGCCAUCCAUCCUGUCGAAGGAAAAACAGACACGUAUGAGCGAUUGGGAGUGUGUGAAGUGUAUUGUGAUUCGCCCGAGAUUAAGGAAAUCCAAAACACGUCUUACUUAAUCGCCAGAGGGGGCCAGUCUUGGGAGAGGAGGGACUUGGAAUGUAGAUUCAAGACUAUCACCCUCGUUUAG
This is a messenger RNA of Pestalotiopsis fici W106-1, 1809 nucleotides long. RefSeq lists its product as uncharacterized. The coding region runs from base 1 to 1809 and encodes 602 amino acids. NCBI's taxonomy places the organism in Eukaryota, Fungi, Ascomycota, Sordariomycetes, Amphisphaeriales, Sporocadaceae. The transcript has a single exon. The record is from RefSeq and is a predicted model, not a curated record.